Molecule: messenger RNA, 1480 nt
Organism: Paramecium primaurelia
Lineage: Eukaryota; Ciliophora; Oligohymenophorea; Peniculida; Parameciidae
Source: the annotation of a GenBank genome assembly
AUGACUUAAUUAUUAAAGAAGAACAUUGAAUCGCUAUUUCCUUAAUUUAGUGUUAAUGAAAUUUUAAGAUAAAAUGUAUACAAGAAAACAAUAUUUCUGAGAAGAGGCAACAAAAAUUAUGUUUUGAGAUUAUUUAAUUUAGAAGGUAUUAAUAAGGACAGAGUGAUCUCAAUUAUAAAAAUAUUGAAUAAAGUUUCUAGAAAGAACAAUCCUCAUAUUGUAAAAUUUUUUGAAGCAUCACAUGAUAUUGAUAAUACUUAUUUAGGGUAUAUAAUAAAAUAUAUUUUAAAGAGUUAUCAGUGAAUACAUAGAAUGUUAAUAUUAAUGUCCAUUAGAAGAAAAAGAAAUAUUGAUAAUUCUAAUUUAAGUAUUAUCAUAAUAAUAUAUAAGUUAUGUUCAGCUCUCAGUUUAUUUCAUCCAAAAAGACCUCAUGGCAAAAUACUGUUAUCAAAUUUAUUUUGUAUUGAUAAAAAUGCAGUUUUAGGAGAAAUGAACAUUUUAUUUUAUUUACAUCCUGAAGAGUAUUUGGAUAUUUAUUUAUUGGCACCAGAAUUUGCAAAAUCAAAAAUAUAUGAUUGUAAAUCAGAUAUAUGGAUGCUUGGUUUUUUAAUUUAUUAGUUCAUGUUUAAAGAAGCUCUAUUUAAAGCAAAUAAUAUUAAUGUGUUACAUAAAUAAAUCUUAAAAGGAUUAAAAUUUACAUAUAAUCCUUAAUAUAGUUUGAAUAUGAAUAAUUUAUUAAGGAUUAUGUUAUGUUAUGAUCCUGAUCUAAGACCAACAAUAGAAUCUAUAAAAUAAUUUGCAUAAACAGCUUUAGUAAGUUAAGAAAAAAUAGAUAUCUUUAAAUUAUUACCAAAAUAUAAAUUAGAGUAAAUUGUGUUACAUAAAAAAAGAGAAGAAAAAAAACCAUAAUAAAUUGAUAAUUAAAUUUACUUAAAUGAAGAUAUGUAAAAAUAUCCUUCAUUUCGACCAUCUAAAGUUUUGAAAUCCUUUAAAAAAAUAAUUUCACCAAGUCCAUCUCCAUAACAUAUUGUUGUAAAUCUAACAGAAAAGAAUGAGAGUUCAAUUAAUAAUCAAACUUAACCAUCAUAAAAUCAUAUCUCAUAUUUAGAAUAAAUAGAAAGUAAAAAGAAUUUAUCAACAACAGGUAAAAACUCUCAUUAAUCUUAAAAAUUAAUUAAUUAAUCAUAAGGAAUUUCUCUUUCAUAUUAAUAAAGUUAAAGAAAUACUUUAUAUCCUGUUUAAUUACCAAAAGUUUUAUAAUUUUAAUUUAGUAAAAUUAAAUUCAGACAUGAAAAGUCUCCAUAAAAAGAAUUAGAUGAAUCUAUGUAUAAAUUAAGUUUAAUAUUUUAGUUAAGAAUAACCUAUUGCAAAAUAUGCUUAAUUGCCUUAAAAGAUUAAUCCUAUUAAGAAAUCUCCUCCAAAAAUGUUAUUUCAUUAAUAUCAAGAUACUGUACUCAGAUCUUUUAGUCAAAGAUAAUGA